This is a messenger RNA of Pygocentrus nattereri (red-bellied piranha), 6446 nucleotides long. RefSeq names its product G patch domain-containing protein 2-like. Bases 102 to 1637 code for a protein of 511 amino acids. The transcript is spliced from 11 exons. Lineage: Eukaryota; Metazoa; Chordata; Actinopteri; Characiformes; Serrasalmidae. The record is from RefSeq and is a predicted model, not a curated record.
UGGAGAUGGACGGACGUGACGUCACCCGCGCGGGGCGGAAGUCCAUCCCAUGUUUUCAGCUGUGAAAACAAAACAGCAGGUUGUGCAGCUGAGUUGCUGAUAUGGAGGAGUUGGUGCAGGACCUGGUGUCUGCGCUGGAGCAGACAUCGGAGCAGGACAAGCUGGAUGAACUGUGGGAGGAGAUGGUGCUCAGCCCGCUGCAGCAUCGGCGGCAGGUCCGCAGACGUAGGGGGCGUAAACGGCGCUGUGAUUUCUCCCUACAUGGCCCAGAGCACAGCCGCUGCCUCAGCGAGGCAUCUGAAUCCAGCCUGGAUGAGGCUUUCGCCAGGAACCACAGGCAGGGCGCUACAGCAGCUGUGGCCAUAGCAACAGCGGCUGUGGUUCCUGCUAACUAUAGUGAUUCAGAUGAUACGGUGAUAGCAAAGCGCUGGCCAUCAGCAUCAGUGUCUUUCAGGGCAAGGCAGCAUUCCUGGCCAGAGUCAGACUCCUUUACUGAGAAUACACCCGGCAGGCCUCUGCGCAGGCGCCGCAAGGUCAAACGAAUGACUUCAGAUGUGACUGUAAACCUGCAACAGAAACUCAGAGUGUCUGGGUUUGAACGUCGUGAACAAACCCAUCAUCAUUAUCAUCAUCAUCAUCAUCAGAGGUCGUAUAAGAAGCAGAGGAUGGGCCGAUUGAAGAAGCGCCCUGGGACUUGGCCAAUGCAGGACGGGGGCUCUGUGGUGGCCGGAGUAGGAGGCCUGUCUGCAGAUUGCUGGAAGGACAAGAUCCUGCGCCAGGCCAAGGAGCAGAGGGAGGCAUCAGAUGAGAAUAUGUCUGAAUGUGAAACAAGCAGUGUGUGCAGCAGUGACCCAGGUCUUUUCACCAAUGAUGAAGGAAGACAAGGUGAUGAUGAACAGAGUGACUGGUUCUUUGAAGGCGAGUGUGUGUCAGGCAUGAGCAUUCAGGGCAUGCGGUCCAGCAGAGAGUCAGAAACUGCCCCCAGGCCUGCCGGGCUGGAUGUUAGGAGAGAGAAGAGUCACUCAGCUACUUUCCUCCAGCCUGCCCGCCCUAAUCAGAGAGGUUAUCAUGCCCGUCUGAACCGUUUGCCAGGUGUGGCUGCCUGCUGCAUAAGGAGAGGCAGGAGGAGGUUGCCUGGCAGGGAUAACAAUAUGGCUGUUUUUGUGGACAAAAUGAGAAGCUACCCACAUGAUUCCUAUCAGAAAGAGUUUUGGUUGCCUUCCUUUGGAAAACGGGAUAGAAGUCAGCUGAAGCCUCUGUGUUCAUUGCCCAUGUAUCCUAUUGGCAUUGAUCCAGAGAGCUCCCUUCCCCGGUGCUCUUCUCCCAUGUGCAAAAGCAGUUUUUCAAAGAAAUCUGCAGGGAUAUUUUUCCACAGUAGACAGCCUAAUAUGCAAAUGGGAUUGCUGUGUGCAGGAGACAUCAAGAGGAGGAGGAAAACCACAGCUGUUCCCACCACUGCUUCAGCAUACCUCCCCUUUCGCAAGGAGGCCAAGCGAGAAGAGGCUGACCAAGGCUUCAUAAAAGCCUCCUCCACUGGAGGAGAUUGUCCUGUUCCCCUACCCUCUACAUCACGGACACAUUGCUUCAUCAAACCAGGGACUUCAUUCAGCAGCCACGGGGAGCAUGAAGAUGACUGACGGAGACACUAGCACUGGCUGCCCUUUUUUGGGCUCAGCUACUCAGGGUGGAAAACCUACGCUAGAGUACUAUCCGAGAGUAAUAUUUGAGUCAGUGCCACUAGUGUACAAGAAAAAAUUUUGGGACAUGAACCUCCUGUGUGAAUCCCCAUUGUGAAUUUAGUCUUUCCAAAAAAGCCACCAUUUUACAGGAAAAAAUGCUAAUGCAAUCAUGCCUCUUAAUCACUUUUGGCCAUUUUCUCAAGGAGGAGGGCUUGUUUAAGAGCUGUCCCCAUUUGUGGGUCAAGAUGUAAGCCCAAGGCAGCUCCUGUCUUUAACCCUUGAGUCAUCAGCCCACCUGCUAACUGAUCCAGCAACUAUAUUCAUUCAAAGUGAGCCCGCCUUCACCAUGCUGGCAUUAGAAAUAAUGAUUUUUUUUCUUUCUUUUUUUCUGUAUAUUAGAGAAAUAAGUCUAUAGUAGCUCAUCACAAUGCUCUGCUACCUCACACUGGGACAAAGUUCAGAAGAGCACCCACCGAAAAUGCAGCUCAAAAACACAGGCCCCCUAUUAGCAUGGAUAUGAAACACUAGAGUGCUCUAAAAACACUCAUUAGCACAACAGAGUGAGUGUGUGUUUCUGCACCCUCCGGGGUCUCCGCCCACCCCCCACCCCCUGCUUCUCCCUCCAGAUUCAAAUGUUCACACAUGAAAGUUUUGUGCAGCCCAGUGCUUGUUCAAAUGUGCAUUUUAAUUGUAAAGUAGUGAGUCGAUUGGAGUGUCUAACUCCAAUGGUGGGCAAGUCUUAUUGUUUAGCUGAAAGCUAGUCUGUUGUUUAAUGUUUUUAGUUGUUUUAGUAAGGGUGGGCAAUAUGAUGAUAUUUAUCAUUAUUCUUAAUGUUCUUAAUGCUGCACUCUAAUAUUUUCUGUUAAAACUGAAAGAAGUAACAUUAAUGAGUAAGGAGAAAAAAGAUACUACAGUAUGGCAUCUGCGCUGCUGUGAGUCACCGCAUGCACCCUGAAAAAAAGUAGGAUUUCACAAGAGUUUUUCAGCCCACGUCAUCUUUACAUAUUAAUGUCACAUGCACAAGCUCAAAAAGGAGCUCCAGCUCUAUGUUUAGUUGUCAAAUGCAAAACCAACAUUAAACUGAUGCAGAUAUGAUGACAACAGUAGAUAGUUCACUCACAUCCUUAGAAGACUCUGAGUUUUGGUUGAGCUGUCUUUGGGUCUGAAGUACAACUAAUGUUAUAAAAUGUUCUACUGUACAUUGUGCGCUGUUGCACCUUUCCACCAGAAAGAUCUCCAAAAUUUGCAUUGGGUAUUGGUUAAAAAAUGCCUACCAGCUGCAUGUUUCAUUACUAAGAGAAAAUAAUUAGUCUUGUUUAAUGGAAUUUAGUGCAGUGCUGUAUGUAAAAAAAAAAAUCAACAAAAACCAUUGUGUUCAUAGUUUUUGGUAAUAAUUUCUAAACAUGUUGCUACUCCAACUUAUCAAUUCUCAGAAAACAGAAAUAUUGUGAUGGAUAUUGUGUAUCAUGAAAAUAUCAAGGUAUUGUGCUAUAUUUUGCCAUAUUGCCCACCCACGCGUGUUAGUUAGCAUGAGUUUUUAUAUUUUCAUUGUGAGCAUGGAGUUGUUGUAAAUGUGUUCCGGUCAGUCUGAGAAGCCUUUUUGUGCUUAAUCCUUUGCUGUCUGCAUUGGUUACUCCAAACCAGUUGCUUAGUUGAAGCUGUAUCACUUAAAGCAGGAAGUGUUAAUGUUUUACAAAUAUACAGCAGACUACAGUAUAUUUAAUCAGGCAUGGGCUGCUUUUUGCUUGUAUUGACGUUUAUAAAUGGACCAGUGUGGACAUGUAGACAGCUGUAGUAAGCGUUGUGCCCCUUUUCCAUGGCUCUUUCCAUCUUCAUGACCAGCUGCCUUUGUGAUGUGGGGGAAUUGACAGAUAGGUUGGUAUAUUUUCUUAUCACGUUUUGUCAAUCGUCAAAGCGAUUGCCUCACCUGCCUCCGGCUGUAAUUAGUCGUUACCAUGACAACAUCACUCGAUGAGCCGAUCCUCCCUUAGCCUGCAUGGCCUGAAAUGAGUUUUGUUGGCGGGGCAGGAAGUGAGAGCGGGGGGACGACACGUGCACCCAGUCAAUCGCCUCAGCUACAGUUAAGGAAUCCAGUGGGUUGAUGCUGCUCAUGUUUCAUCCUUGGUAAAGAUUACCUGUCAGCCCCAGAGGAGAUGUAUUGAUCUGUUUUCCUUUUUUUCUGCCAGCAAUCACCUGACAAAGGCACCUAGGAGUGCAGGAAUGAGUGAUGCCCGUUCACAUCUCCACCCCAGUGUGGCGGAUUGGGGGCUUCCAGUGACCACUCACACUGGAAGAUAAUGCCAUCAUAAACUCUACGUGAACUUGCACAUCAUGUCAGGAACAACAUACAGGUUCUAGUCAUCAUUGAGGACCUUUGGUUUGGACUUUAUUUCUUACUCAGAUCAGACGAUGGUAAAAUUGCUCACUAGUGUGCAGUUGUCCUACGUAUCUGUUGGGGUCUUGUUUCAAAGAGUUAAUCCUGAGAAAUCUAGAGUUUUUACUUUUGUUGUGUUAUUUACACAUUUAAGUUGCACAUUUAAUUACAUUGUGAGUUAUACAAUAAAUUACACUUACCUUCAAUUUACAUUCUGUAUCAACAGGUUUGUGCUUCUGUCCAACAGUAACAGUAAGAAUAUGGCCAAAAUAUAAGGGAUAAUUUUCCCUUAGCAAAGCAGUAGUAUACACAACAAUAACGUUUCAUCAAAUUCAAACCAUAAUGCAGUAUCUCCUCAAACACAGUUGUAGUACUGAAAGAAAUUUUAAGGCACACACCUUCAACAGAAGUUCCCUGCUUGUUUCAGUAAUACAUAAUUAACAUCGAACACUAAACUUUUGUUUUCAUCAGUGAUAACUGCAGCAUCUAAGAGAAAACAGUAUGCUGAAGGCAGUUGACUAGGGUUAGGGUGGGGUUAUAAGGACACAUCUCUCUUAUUAUAUUGGUAAAAAUGACAUAAUAGAUGUAGAUCUUACUCAUUUCAUGAUUCAAUCCAAGUGAAUCAUUAAAAUAUUGCCAUGCCUAACACAAAACCAUGUCUGCAGCACGGAGAACAUUAUGGAUUAAAAACCUCAGUGGUGUUGUACAUGAGAGCUUUGUGCUUAAAUUUCUUGGCAGCUUGAUAUAUUGUUUAUUUUUUGAAUGUUGAGAAAAUAACCAUGUGAAUGAAUGCAGUACUGUAUACUGUAGUAACUCUUGUGUAUACACACUGAACUGUGAGUUCUUUGGGUGCACCUACCUUGUUGCUACUCAUUGGCCAUUUUAUCUAUUUCACCUAAGAUAUAGGUGCACUUUAUGGCUUACAAUGUCUAAGUAGCCACUGAACAAUUUGUUUUAGUCGUCCUCUAUUCAGUCCAUCAGUCGAAAAGGACCACCAAAGGACAGUUGCUGACCAGAUAGUAUUUGAGUGAUGGACCAUUCUCAACACAGCAGUGACACUGACAUGUUAUGAGUAUAUCAGGCCCAUCUUACACAUUUUAUUGUCACUGCUAGUUUGAGAGUGGCCUACUGACCAGAAGUGUCCAGCCUACAGUGAUCUUGUAGUUAAAAGAUAACUAGAGAUAAUUUAUGCACCUUCUAAAGCCCAACCGAUAGAUUGAUUGGUGUUGGCUGAUGGUAUUUGCUGAUUGACUGAUAUUGAAGACCUGUGGUAUCAAGCAGGUAUCGCCUAUAAUGCCUAUAAUUUAAAAAAUGCAACAUUCAUUCAGACCUAACCUUUAGCAUGGGCAUAUGUUAUAACACACACAAAAACUUUUUUGUGACAAGAACUAAUGUAAAAUAUGAAAAAUAAGAGAUAAUUAACAGAAACAUGCAAAGAAUUCUGGGUAGCUCCGUCCCUGGUGUCACAAUUUUUAUAUUAUUUAAGACCGUUUAUUUCUGCUGUUUAUUGGCAUUUAAGAAAAGUGACAAUUGAAAACUGACAAUCAUAUCUGUCUAUAGAGUACUGUUUAACUAAAGCUAUUGGAAUAUAAAAUCCAAAAUGUAGUUCUAAAAAAUAAUUUUUAGCCCCUUAAAACCGGUAUUAAUACUGGCCACUAAGUGUUCAUGUGGGUCCAUCUAUCAAAAUAGGCGUGUCUCUAUACAGUGGCAACUAUAUGUAUUUUGUAUUUCUCCACUCCAUCCUCAGUAUUAAUGUCCAGACCUACACUUUUUUGCUUCUAUUUAUUACACAUCAAAUGCUUUAUGCUGGUGUUUGACAGACGUUAUUGUAGAUAUGAGAAAAUAACCAUACAUUGGGCAUGUAUUAUGCAGUGAACAUUGAAUAUAAUCAUAGAAGAAUUGGUUUCAUUUAUUAAGUGGAACAUUGUGUAUUGCACUGAUCAAAACAUGUUGGUGUUAUCUUUGGGCAGCUAUUUAUUAAGGUAUUGAAUAUGGAACUACAACAACAAUAUAUCAUAACAUGUUAGUACAGUAUAUGUGUAGUAAUGGCUGUGAAAGCAUGCAUAUUCAGAGUACUUGUCAAGUCAUAUCAGUAAGUUAGUAGAUUUAGAACACAGUUUUGUCGUGUUGAGCUUGAAUUAAAUAUGCAAAAUCUGUGAUAUAUACAUAGUAACUAAUACCAUAAUUGACAUGUUCAGAAAAUGACUUUACCAGACAAUGUUAUUGCACAAAAUGUGGAACAUGCCAUCAUCAGUCAAGAUGUUGAACACUUUCAGUUUGGGAAAGACCUUGCUGCAGUGGUCAGUAUUUGUAUGCCCAUUCUGCUUUUCAUUUUUGGCCAAUAAUGUAAAGGAUGUGAAUUACUGAAGAAUAAAAAUAUUAUUGACAGAUAA